GUUUAUUUUGAGUAGGAGAACCAAAUUGUGUUUGUAAAUGUGGUGUUCAUGUCAUGUUGUUAGCGUAGGGUGUAAGAAGUUGUAAAAUUUAAGAAUUAUAUAAUUUGAAAAGUCAUAUCAUUUUUUGUUAUUAAUUUUAUUUAAAAGUAGUGUGAGUGACAGUUUUUAAUAAGUAUUUUUUCGAACUUCGAUAUAUUAUAUUAUUGUUUUUGAUAAGCAAAAACAGGCUAGAGAGAUAGAGAAAGAGAGGAUUUUGAAAAAAUGUGGAUAAAACAAGUAAUAUCUUAAUAUAGCUGUGCAAUGGAAUCCGAAGAUGCACUGAAAUAUUAUUUGGAUGAAGUGAAAGAUACUCAAAAUGAUAUACAUCAUAUAGAAGAAGAAAUUCGCAUACCCAACGAAGCAGAACAAGCGACUGACUUCCUUCAAAAUGCCGGUCUUGCUGAUCUCUCCAGACUUUACCAACAAGGUAAAGAAAUAACCGAAAAUGUUAUCAAAGACUCCGUAAGACAAAGGAAUCUGAGCGAAAAACAGGCCCAGACGAUAAGGUCUCGCGUCAGAAUUCUAAAUCAAACUUUGAGAAGUCGACAGCCACGUAGGAAACAAAGACAGGACAUCAGAGACAUAUCAUGGAAUGCAGAGACUUCAAGUACGGGGACCAGGUCCAGAUCUGCCACUCCGGAUUCACUAGAUUCACUCGACGCCUUAAACGAUGAACUUACAUAUGAUGAUGACCAACAACUGACCUCCUUACCCCCAUUCCCUCUGGAUCUUCAACAAACAGGCACAAAAAAGAAAAUAAAAUCGACAAACAGUGAGCCCUUGCAGAGUAAAAAAUUUUACAGAAAUGAUAGGUGUGAUGUUGCCCAUUUAGGUUCUGAAAAUGUAGUUUUAAAAGGUUACCAAGUCUUAAGUGAAAAUGGAACGUUACCAAGAUCUCCUCGAGAAAGAAGUGGUAGCGAUCCCACCACUGAAAUUCACUUCCAACCCUUAAAACAAAGAAACUCAGCAGAUGUUUUAAGGGAUAGACCAAAUAAUCUCCAUAGUCCUUUAUCUCGAAGUCAUACCAACAUAUCGACUAAUUGUAGUAAAGUUUAUUUGAACCGAAGCGAUGAAAAUGAAAUCCAAGCUGUAAGUUUCGAAGGGAUGCUCAAAAAAGAUGAUAGCCAAGAGAAUACUGUGAUUACUGAAAAAUGGGAUAAUGAAGGAUUGAAUAUUGAUCAAUUAAGUGAUAGUGAAUACCAGUAUUUGAAACCUCUGUUGUAUAUGGAGUUAGUUGCCAUAUUUGAUCAUUAUAAGAUUGUUAAAAGUUACUUAAAACGCAAGGCCAGUAAAAAUAAAGGUGGUGGAAAUGUGUUUGGUGUGAAUCUUUCGACAUUGGUAAUGCGAGAUAUGCCUCGACCAAAUGAUAAUUGCAUGGUUCCGGAAAUAUUUCAAACUGUUAUCAAGCAUUUGACAACCCGAUGUAUAAAAGACGACGGUAUUCUGCGAAUCGCAAGCCAAAAGAUGAAACUGGAAACGUUGUGCAACGAAAUAGAAUCUAAAUUUUAUACAAACAGAAAAGAAGUCGAGAAUCUGCUGGGACAAGCGACUGUUCACGAACUGACAGGAGUACUUAAGAAACUAUUGAGAGAUUUGCCCGACCCAAUUUUUACAGUGGAACUAUUUGAAAUGUUUUAUAAAACUAGCGAAAUUACCGAUGCAGAACACAAAUUAAAGGCUCUAAAUUUACUAGUAUUGAUGCUUCCUAUAGAGCACCGAAAUACUUAUCGAUUAUUACUCAAUUUCUUUCGUAACAUUAUUGAUAAUGAAAAACACAAUCGAAUGAAUUUACACAAUGUUGCAAUGAUCACCGCUCCUUCAUUAUUUCCCCCAAGACUGCUAUUACCUAAAGAGAAUACUAAGUUAAUUUUGAAACAAUUAUCGAAGGACGAUUUGACGAAACAAAUAAAAGAUGCUGCAUUGUGCUGCCUCCUAAUGGAAACCAUGUUAACAGCUGGCGAUCAGCUCUGGACUGUACCUAAGUAUUUAGCAGAUCAAGCAAAAGAAGCACAGAAAAGAGCACAAGUCAAAAAGGAUAUGAGUAAAGAUCAAGAUAAGAGAAUUGUACGUUACAUCAUUGAAGCAAUUUUGUGCGGGUUUUGUGGUUUGGGAAGUAGAGGUGACGGAAUAAGUAAAGAAUCAUUGUGUUAUUUGUUAUAUUUCCAACUAACUCUAUAUUUAAUUAUUUAGUUUGCAAUAUUACUCAUCAUCUAGUUGAAGUUUAAUCAAAAUCUAUUUACUAUAAUAUAUUACUUGGCUGAAUAGAGGUUUGCGAUGCUUUAGAAGUUGCGUUAAUUAGGACUGUUCGCCGAUAAAAUUAUAUUUCGCUCAUAUUUUUUAAAUAUUCGAAACAUUUCUCCUACAAUAGUUACUGAAACCUUAUUAUCUGUUCAUUUUAAGGGAUCCUCUUUGAUCUUAUGGAAUUGCUUCUUCAUAAAAUUGAUUUUUCCAUACUGAAGACACUAUUUACCUCUACUAUUAUCAGAGGGUUCCUUCCAUAGGUUUAUAUCCGGCUCAAAGGACAAAUGUAGUAUAAUUGUGAAUAUUGGUAUGGUGGUAGUAAACAGUAUGUAAAAUUGAGUGUUAUAUUAAGUUACAACUUAAACCACUGGCUUCAUUCAUACUGAACACAUUUUUAUAACUACACUAAUAUUCACACUGUCUCCUCCUCCGAGGCUUUGGUAGAUUUAUUCCUGCUCGAAGGACCAGUUUAUGUAGUAGUGUAAUUAUAUUAUUAGUGUGUCUAGUAUGAAUGUAACAAAUAAUUCCAGGAGUUAAUUAAUAAAAUAUGAUAAUAAGGAGUAGCAUCAAAACAACAUUAAUGAACAGAGAAAUAAUCCCAUUAAAAGGUACAAGGUCUGUUCGAAAACAAAGAAACAUUCUGGGAGUUUCAGACAAACAUUUUAAGCGGAAUUUAAAUGGGAGAUGUGCCCAGAACAAUAUUAAUAAGAAAUAUGAAAGUCAUAAUGAUAAUAAUGUUGGAUAACCAAGCAUCUCUUCUGUUAUCAGUUUCAAAACAGUUUAAGAAUGCUUGGACAAACUUAAUUAACUGAAUAGUGAAUGUGAAUACUCUGUUGUAGAUAUCAGAACAUAUUGAAGUAAAAGGAAAUGAUAUAGCUGAUUAACUACCAAAAUAUAUACUUAAACGCCCUUUUUAGAGCCAAAACCUUUUUGUUGAAUCAGCACUGAUACAAUAUUAAAGAAAAUUGGAAAAUAAAAAACUAAGAAACAAGAUUUUAUCCUACUUGAAUAAUACAGUAGGAUGAAAACACUACUGGAUAAUUACCACCAAAAGAGAUCGGAAGAUUUAAAUCUGUAAUGUAAAAUGUAAAUCUGCACUAAUAGGGUAGUUGCAUUUUUUAAAAAACGAUUUUCAUUAGUUUUCAUUUGUGACGUCAUAGGUUUAAUAGAAACAUUGAGCAGUUGUCUGCUUGAUAAUCACGAGGUUAUCGUUGCCGGCAACUUAACAUGUGCUGUUAUUAUACAGUUAAUACUUAUUAGAUACGUAUUAAUAAAAUAUUUUUCUAUAUAUUAUGAAUAAACCUUUAAUCGGUUAAGUUCUUACAUUAUUAUGUUAUCACGUUAAAAAUUGUAUAUUGUUGUAAAUUCCAAUUUCUUCUUAUUAUAAAAAAAUUUAUCAAAACCAAAGUUUAAUAAGAAAGCUUAUUAAGAAUAACCGAGAGAAUAAUUGUCGUAUUUACUUUAUAUCAUAUGUUCAGUGUUCAUUUUACACCUAUGACGUCACGAAAUAUGGCGGCCUUACUGAAAUGUUUAAACUACCUACAAAACUUUUGAUUUUCAAUAAUUUUUUUUCUCUAAAUAUCGAUCAAAUAAUUUAAAGAAAAAUGAUAAUAAAAGUUGUAUAUAAACUAUCCAAAACUAUUUUUUUCUCAAAUCAAGCAAGUACCCUAUUGUUUUAAUAGUUCUCAAGAACAUUGUCACUUAGAUAGACAUCUCAUGAAAUUCAAACUAGUGGACGAAGACACAUAUAGAUUAAGUAGGCUAGAAGUAGAAAUAUUUAUUCAUAUACUUGCUGAUUGCAAGUCAUUACAGAAUCUUAGGAAGCAUAUUGCAUAAGGCAGGAAGACUAACCUUGAUUAAAAGCUAUUGAAUUAUCAGGAUAUAAAGAACUAUUAGUUCCAGAGACAGUACUGGAAAACUACGUGGACGAAGUCGUACAAUAUAUCUCUCAAUGAAACUUUGACCAAUGAAGUAUACAAGGGAUCCGAAAAUUCCCAUUUUAAAUUAUUAAUUCUAAUCAACAAUAACUGGUGAAAUGAUUUUAUGUACUCUAAGACUAUGGUGUAAAUGUGUGUUACCAUUUGCAAGUCUGAUUACUUUGUAAGGUUUUUGUUAAAUUUAUUUUCAGUCUUCUCAAUAUCCUAAAAGUCCUAAAAGUGUACAAGCUUCUUAUUUAUUUAACAGUUCGUGAUGGCAAAACUAGAUCUUUGUGUGAGCGGUUUUUAGCUAUGUUUCAUUUGAUAGUGAGCUUUAUUAAGUAUAUGCUUAUAUUUUUUUAUUUGUAUCUAUAUUUAGUUCUUUUUCUGUUUGUUUUUUAACUUUUACAAGCUUUUGUCUACAAAUUAUAACAAUUUUUUGACAAUAAAGCAUUUUUCUCUUUCUUUCCGCUUUUUAACUGUACUUCUAUGUAAUUCCUGUGUACAUGACUGACUUGAUAGUUACACAAACAUACGAAGAAUGCUGAAAUAGAAAAUAUUUUUCUUCAUUGUUCUCUAACAACCCUUAUAGUAAAUGAGCAUUGCAAUUUAUCCAAUAUAUUUUGUUUUAGCGUUCUGGUAAAACUAAAUUGGUGAGAAGCAGUACUCAAUACGAACCCGGUGCUAUGAAUUUACCGAGAUUAAAGCGAGACUUCUUCAGUUAGUUAUUAAAUUUUUGAAAGUAACUCAUUCCAAUGUGUACCUACAUUUUUUAACAGUUGGUGCCUCAUUAAUACAAAUUAAUAAACGUGUUGUGAUUAACUAUUUACACAAUAAUUUAUACAAUGAAUACCUGUGCCAAAAAUACAAAUAUGUUUUUAUAAAAGGAGACUUUAUUUUUUUUUCAAAUAAAGGUUCUAUUUUA
This is a messenger RNA of Diorhabda sublineata, 5121 nucleotides long. RefSeq names its product rho GTPase-activating protein conundrum-like. The transcript has 10 exons. Gene Ontology annotation, molecular function: GTPase activator activity. The record is from RefSeq and is a predicted model, not a curated record. NCBI's taxonomy places the organism in Eukaryota, Metazoa, Arthropoda, Insecta, Coleoptera, Chrysomelidae. Gene Ontology annotation, cellular component: cytoplasm. Gene Ontology annotation, biological process: signal transduction; regulation of actin filament polymerization; regulation of small GTPase mediated signal transduction. The coding region runs from base 301 to 2229 and encodes 642 amino acids.